Molecule: messenger RNA, 2124 nt
Organism: Lachancea fermentati
Lineage: Eukaryota; Fungi; Ascomycota; Saccharomycetes; Saccharomycetales; Saccharomycetaceae
Source: the annotation of a GenBank genome assembly
AUGUCUUCAGUUCCUGGAAGUAUCCCUGGUGCAAGAAGAACCUCUUCUGCGAGAUCUUCCAGAACAAUUUCCAGCGUGGAAAGUAGUGUAACAAAGCUGCUGAUGUCAACAAAACAUUUACUGCAAAAGCUUACACAGUGGUCCAAGAGUCAAGCAAGUGAGAAAAGUGUUUCAGACGCCUACGUACAACUUGGAAAUGACUUCAAGAUUGUCUCAAAGCAGUUUUUACAUUCAGGUUUGGACGUGUCAGACCUUGGCGAUGUUCCUUUAGACUUGCGGCGUGUAUUAGAAGUGGCAUUACGAGAAUCACCAUCAGAGGAAACUUUGGACAAAUACCUACCCAGGAUUCGUGAAAUCAUAGUCACUUUGCUUGAUAAACUGAAGGUUAAACAGGCGAUGCUAAAGGGAUUAAAGCUAGAUCAGCGAAAAGCUAGCACAUCAAAUGUCAGUUCCACAUCUUCACUUGGACAGAAUCCUGCCCCAUUGGAACAGUCUCGUAGCAAGGAAAGUGACAUAAUCCCUGUUGUGCCAUCAGCGUCGUCUGAACGAAAGCCUGCAGCUACCAGCACACCCACAAAAUCUCAAAACAACCAUCAACUAAGUGUGCCAAAGCAAAGAAAUGAAACUAAUGAUGCUUUGAUGCAAUUGAAAAAAGGUAAUACGCUUCAAAGAAGGGCUUCUAAGAGGUUUUCUGCCUAUCACAUGGCAAAGUUAGCAGGACAGUUCCCCUCGGAUGCUCGUACACCUGUCAUUGAUGACACAGAAACCUUUGAAACAGAUAUCUUACCUAAAAUUCCUUCGAUUUCAAACAAUCCGAAUACUAGCAUUAGUUCAGAGAGCAGCAAACUGGAUGCAAGUAAGUCGCAUGAUACAGAAAUUGUUUUGUAUCUAAAAUUACAGGGUAGAGUUAAGAAGUGUCUUGUAACCUUACCGCUUACCUUUAACAGCUUGCGUCUUCUAUUUGUGGAAAAAUUUACCUACUCCCCCGGUACUGAAGUAUUCCCGGAUAUAUAUAUCCAAGACCCAGGCGAGCAGAUACCGUAUGAGCUUGAAGAAAGUCAUUUGCCAUAUAUUCAAGAAAAGUCAAUCAUCCAAUUGCAUUCUGAAAGUUCAAAUGCAGACAUCAGCAAUCAAGCUGUCCUUCAAGCGUUUGAGAAAUUGAAAGACGAUCUAACGACAAGAAAUAGUGCUAUCAUCUCCCAGAUUCGUAAUCUUCAGCUUUCUGGGAGCUCUACAAACGUCCAAAAGAGUUUCAACUCAACUGAUUUCAGGUCUUCAGAGGAACUACAUGAUAUUAAACACGAGUUAUCGGUUCUUUAUCAAUUACAAAGGACCAACAGGAAGAGUUUAGAGGAAAACAUUUCAAGCAUCUUGGAGAAAAUCAAAACCUUUAAAUCCUUGUCUUUUCACUCGUCUACCACUGCAAAUAGAACCUAUAUGGAAAAAUCGCAUACUAAACUAUCUGAGAUUUCAGAUGCCCUAUUAAGCAAAGUUGAUGAUUUGCAGGAUAUAAUUGAGGCUUUGAGAAAAGAUGUUGCAGAGAGAGGUUCGAAACCCACAAAAAAGAAGUUAGAGACUCUGAGCACGGAGCUACAAGAUGCUCUGACUGAUUUGUCAAAAAUGGAAGACUAUAUUACAAUUGAGAAGCCAAAUUGGAAGAAAAUUUGGGAGAGUGAGCUUGAUAAGGUUUGUGAAGAACAGCAGUUUCUAACAUUACAAGAAGAUCUUGCCUUUGACUUCAAGCAAGAUUUAGACAAAGUUUUGGAGACGUUUGAAUUGGUGAAAUUAUGCUGUGAAGAGCAAGAAAAAAAUCCGAAAAAAAAUAGAUCGAACCCUAUUAUUCCACUCGCAAAACCAGGGACGUUCGGCCAAAUAAGAGAUGCAGUAUUAAUGGAAGUGGAGUCCUUGAAUCCUGACCAUGAUGGACGUCUCGAAGCCAUAGAAAGAGCUGAAAAGUUAAGACAAAAGGAAAGAGACUACAAAGACAGUGAUGAGUUUGAAGAAGAGUUGGGCUCAUUUGUGGAGAAUGGCAGUUUUAAAAAAGCAGGAGGUAUUGAGGAAAUCGAGAGAAUACGAAAGCAAAAGGACGAAGACAACAUGCGCGCCACGUUUGGUAUAAACUAA